CAUCGGCGACAUCGGCGAAUGACGACCUAAACAAAUCAAGGCAGAGCUAUCUAUAAGAAGACAUAACAAAUUGGUUAACUAUCAACGAAUAUAGACGCUCACUUUAAUUUUUAAGUCGCUGGGGAACCCGGAAUAGGCAAAAAACUUCGAGUACGAGUACCGAGUAGUACCGAGUGUAUGUGUGUGCCCCAUACACGAGAUAUAUAUAUGGUGUUGACGUUUGCUAUGCAUUGGCUAUAAUACUACAAUUGUGUACAUAGUUAAGCUGUUCGUACGCUCUGAAAGAUUUUCUGGAACUACCCAGGCUUACACACAGGAGUAACAGGACUGACCUUCUAUAUAAGCUUCUAUAUUCGUUAGAACAAUAUACAGAAAAUAAACAGCACCGACCUAAAUUUGCUAUUCAGUUAGAUAAAUAAAUAAAUAUUAUAAUUAACUCAACAAUUAUAGAAUAGAAUAAUCUAUGAAAUGUAUACAUACAAGUGAUAUAAUUUUUGGAAAUUGAUUAUAAAAUUUAGUUCAUAUAACCUCUAAAAAUAUUAAAAAAUGAAUAUUUUACCAAAAAAAAGGUGGCAUGUUAGAACUAAAGAAAACAUUGCAAGAGUUCGAAAAGAUGAAGCUUUGGCUGCAGAACAAGCAAAACUUGAACAAGCUCGCAUUGAUAAAGCGGAAAGUGAAGCACGGUUGAAUUUUUUAAGGAACGAAUCCAGAAAAAAGAACAGAGACAUUCAAGAAACUUAUGCUCCUCGUGAACAGAACCUUGGAUCAAAUGCUAGUACAUCAACAAAUUCUAAGCAUAUCAAUUUUUUUGAAGAGUUGGAACAAGGUAGCAUAGAUUAUACUAAAUCAAAUAAAGAUUAUGAAAAAGAGAAAAAAGAAGAGCAGGAAAAGUAUGAAAAACAAAUUGGUUUAUUAACAUAUCUUGGACAAGGUUGUAAAGAAGAUGUUAGUAAAAGAUGGUAUAAUGAGCUACCAAAAAGAAUAGAUGACACUGAGAGCAAUAUUGAAUUUAAACCUAAUAAAAAAUCUGUUGAAGAUCCAAUGCAAGAUAUUAAAAGAUACUUGAAAAUGAUGUCUACACAAAAAAGCAGCAAUAAACCAGUAGUAAAAUGUGAAAAUAAAAAAUCAAGUUUCAAUAGUAACAUUAAAGAUAAUUAUUCAAAAAGUAAUAAACAGAAACGUGAAUCCACGUUAGAAAAUGAAUCCAGUGAAGAUGAAUACAGAUCCAAAAAAAAACACAAAAAGCAUAAAAAACAUAAAAAAUUGAAAAACCAUAAAAAGAGUAAAGACAAAGAACCUAGUCAAUCUAAGUCAUAUUUGGAUAUUGAAAAGUUAAGAGCAGAAAGGUUGGAACGAGAAAAACAAGAAAGAUUAAAAACUCAAGCUUUAUUAGCUGAAUUAAGAAACAAAGGUGAUUUAGAAGCAAAUGGCUCUAAGUCACAAUUUAAACAAAAAUACAAUUCUCAGUUUUUCCCUGAAUUAGCUCGACAAAAUAAUGAAAAAAUUUAUACAAAUACCAAGAGUUUUUAAAUUUAUAUAGUUGUAAUGUAAAUUUUGUAAAUAUUGACAUUUGCUACAAUACUGUAUUACAUAAGUAAUAUAUAACUAAUUUAUAAUCCACCUAUGCUCUUAUAAAUACUAUCUUAUAAAAUAAAACUUAAUAAUUAUAAUAGAAUCAUAUUUUUUUCUUUCAAUUUAUAACAAUAUAAAUAACUAUCCAGAAUAUCAUUUUAAAUAAUUUUUACUAAAUUUUAUCAAUAAAAUACAUAUUUACAUAUACUCACGCACGCAAUAAAAUAUAUGUACGUGAGU
This is a messenger RNA of Phymastichus coffea, 1812 nucleotides long. RefSeq names its product leukocyte receptor cluster member 1 homolog. The record is from RefSeq and is a predicted model, not a curated record. NCBI's taxonomy places the organism in Eukaryota, Metazoa, Arthropoda, Insecta, Hymenoptera, Eulophidae. The transcript has 3 exons. Bases 547 to 1530 code for a protein of 327 amino acids.